GGAUUUACUGAAGCCUGACUGCCAAAGCAUGUCUAGAAAGCUGGUAUUCAGGACUCUGCGUUCAUCCUCUGUCAACUCCACCUCUCCCAUCGGGCUAAAGAGAGUCUUGGGGAACGUCAGGACUAGCGCUGCCCUGACGGCAUGGUCUUUGAGCGAAGAGAUCACCUUCAUGUUGAUUGUAAAUGGAAAUAUGUGCUGAUAGCGAUGGUCCUUGUUGGAGUGACAAUGGAUAGUUAGUUUAUGAGAGACAGAGAGAGGAGACAGCUCCCACUCCAGCAACAAAGGGAAGACUGGGAAAGUUUCCAACGGCAAUCCCUAACUUGAAAUGUGAUCAUCUUUAGAUCUUUCAGUCGCGCGAGGUGUCGUGGAUCCUCAGCAACCAAUGGAACAGAAUGACAAUCAAACAGAGUAUGAAUCCUGCUUUGAAAUGAGUGACUGGGCAAACAUGAACAAGGUUGAAAUUUUGCCUGGGGCAUUCUAUCCUUCAAUGUUUCCAUACGCUUUGUCGGCUGGUGGAGAUGACCCACGCUGGGAAGAUGUUUCUACACUCACAAAGGUAUCAGUUGUUGAAGAAAAUAAUCUCCAGCAGCAGGGAUCUGUUCCGAUCCUUGUCAUGGGUGCCCUAUUGGGUUUCCUAUUGUGGCCACUAAUGGCCACUCUCUCUGGAGUCCAACCUGUAUACAGUUUCAGCACCUUUCAGUGACAACAUGGCUUGGGAAACACUCAAAAUCAAUAACCAUCACCAAGCCAAAACUUCAUCUUACAGUACAUGUAUCAUCUUCCAGGCGAACUAUGACCAUGUAUGUGUUGCUGCUCGAAGCUGACCACCUAAUGCAAGUAGUGGCGGGCCUGACACACCUGAAGUUCGCCUCACUAUUUGCUUGAUAAAAAUCGCAUGUUUGGUUUUGUACCUUUUGGGAGCUCGGAGGGAGAUCACAUCAGGUUGCAUGUUUGCACUUCUUUUGCGGAAAAAGGCACAAAACUCCCUUCAUCAAAGCCCUUUAUUGGAGGGGUUAAGUCCUUAGUUUACAUUUAUUUUAAAUUAAGUCUUUUACCUUCGUUUAGCUCUAUCCCUUUCUCAUAAAAGGGAAACAACUCAACACGACAAGAAGACAAGCCAACAUUGAACGUUGGAUGGAUGGAGUUAGUCAACAGCAACCAAGAUGAGUGAUAGUACUACUUUGGUGGCGACGGAGGAGGAGCUGAAGCCUCCUCAGUUUCGAUCGGUGGCAAUUCCCCCUGCCAAACGGCAGAGCGCCUUUCGUCCGGAUCUGAAACUCUACGUCAAGAAUGUCCGUGAUGGCAACCAGCCGAAGAAGGCCAUCACUGUUCCUUCUGGGUCUACCAUCCAAGGAGUAAAGCUACUCAUUCAAUAUCUCAUGGACGUUCCCGUGAAUGCACAGCGUCUCUACUUUGGACCAUUCUUGAGCUCCGGGAGUGAGCUUCCAAACCACAGAACACUCCACGAUGCCGGGAUCUAUCGCUCGGGAGAGACUCUUUUCUUGGAGAUCAAAGAUGAUGAUGAGACAGUGCCCAGUUGGAAGAACAGUCGCACCGAGGCACCGAGCACUCCAGCUAUGUCUUUCUUUGGCAGCAGCAGCCGCCACGAAACGAAGCCGUCAUCGUCAUCGUCACCCUCUGCCAAAGGAUGGGCUGUCCCCAAGCUACAACCUGUCCCGAUUUAUUAUCCUCUCGACGAAAAGUCAUCUCGAGUUGUGGAGGAUGAUUUGGACAAUGUGAUGGAACGUUUGGCGAACUGCUUUCGCUCUUUGAGUCUUCAGGCAGUCUUCAACGACGAGAAUGCAAGCGUCCACUUGACCGACUCACAAGGCGUGGAAAUGGAUUUGAAACUCUGGAAAGCAACUGGAGAAAAAACGGGGGUGGUGGUGGAACUCCAGCGGCGAAGGAGCGAUGCCACAUCCUUUCAUCGGUGGUACCUUCGCCACAUUUUGGAUGCGGCAAAAAGAGACGAUACUACGGAGCAUAAAAAGGCAGUGAGUGGUGCCAUUGAAAUUGCCCACGGCUUGCUGCUCAGCAAGGAUCGUGGUACGGAACACCAUCGGUUGGGUUUGGAGGAUCUGCAUCUUUUGACGGAUCCGGACAAAACAACAACUAUGUCGAGUGCUACCCGGGCAGCCAUAAGAAUUAUUGAUGCGGAAGGUCAAUUCCCGGAUAGAGGCGUAUUUGAAAACGUACUCAACACGGUGCUUGACAAGGUGAUUGGCGACUAUGACCAUGACAACGACAGCGAUCAUGGUGAUCACCAGAAGAAACAAGCGCCUGUUGUAUACCAUUAUUUUAGCAAUGGGAAACACAAACCAAACAAACUCUCUUUUCAGCGGAAUGGUACCGGAUCCCCCGGGUCAAGAUCAAAAUCUCGUCAAAUGGGUCGGGAUCGGAAAAGUCACUUGAGCGAUCCCAUCGAGACGUCUGGUAGCACGCAUGAUGAUGGGAAAAGCGACACCAGCACACCCAAUACACCAGACGGAGCACAACCUGGCAAUACACACGCAGAAUUGCCGUGCAGGGCGCUUCCCCACAACAACGCGGCGUAUGCAGCUUCCAAGCUUUGCCGAUUCUACAGCAUGGCUGCUUCGGUGGCGUCGAAUUCCUGGGCUUUCAGUGGCUCUAGUAGUUCGGACAUGAUUACCGAGUCGCGCCACAAUUUGAAGGCACCUCCGCAGCAACGAUCGGAUGAAAGUAACAGCAACCAGCAAACCGACUAUGAAACCUGCCUGGAAAACGAUGAUUGGGCAACUAUACACAAGGUGACACUGUUGCCUGGGGCGUUCUAUCCCUCUGUGUUUCCAUACACUCUAUCGGUGGGUGGAGAUCAUCCACGUUGGGAGGAUGAUGAUGUCUCCACACUUACCAGUGCCAAGUUAUCAGUGCAAGGAAACCAAAUUCUUCAAGGAUCUGUCCAGUUUCUUGUCUUGGGAGCAGUCUUUGGUUUCCUUCUCACUUGGCCGCUCGCUUGGUCCUUGAUGGACUCCAACAAUACUAUCCAGUCUGGAUACGUUUUCAGCGCUUUUCAGUAG
Molecule: messenger RNA, 3038 nt
Organism: Seminavis robusta
Lineage: Eukaryota; Bacillariophyta; Bacillariophyceae; Naviculales; Naviculaceae
Source: the annotation of a GenBank genome assembly